AUUUUCUGAAACCUCGUCAAGCUUCAGUUCUUUGUGUUUUAUACCCUUUGUGCUUAGACCAACUGAUAAAUUUCAGGUGGAAACUCCUGAAGGGUCGCCAUCUACAUAUCGCGUUAUCAUAGAUCGAUAUCUCUCCAACCAUCCUUAGUGUUUACCGCAUCAUCAACUAGCAAUUGCCCGCGCCUGUCAUCAGGGGCUUUUGUGAGCCGAGCCAAUUUCAGCGAUGGCUCAGACACGCUGUAUGUACUUCGAUGAAAAUGGCACUGAACGCAAUGGAGGUUGUUAUUCGGGAGAUCGAUGCAAAUUUGUUCAUCCUGGAAACCCCGCUUGGGAUACUACAGCCCCAAGUCGGAAUGCUCCGAGAGGUCGCGGAAUGGGCAGAGGUGGAUUUGGAGAAUCGAGAGGGUCGUUUAGUCGUGGAAGAGGGCGUGGAUCUGGACCUGUUAAUCAAUCUAGUUCAUUUUCGGCAUCGGGAUGGGAUACUGGAGGAGGACCUGACAAUAAUGCACAGAAACCGAACUCGGGCUGGGCGAUAACAAGUACAAGUACAAAAGAUACUGCUAAAGAAGCCAAUAUUGCCACUGCAUCUCUGUGGGACACUGGUGACGCAUGGGGCACGGUCUCAGACUCAGGAGCAAAAAAAUCUCCUGCAGGUGGAUGGGGUGAUAAUGACACAUGGGGUGGUAAUGACACAUGGGGCGGCAACUCCGGAACAAAAGAUCAAUCUGGAGGCGGAUGGGGUAAUACUCCCGGUGGCGACAUCUCUUCUGGUGUAUGGGGCGCGGCAGACACGACAGACACGACGCUGCGCGCACAGGAGAAACCUGGCAGCUCAAAUGCAAUGGACACUUCUACAAGCACAUGGGGUGAUACUCCCGGUGGCGGGUGGGGCAGUCCUGCGGGUGGCGCCAAAUCCUCUGGUAGAUGGGGCGCGUCGGGAACGACUGAAAUGACGUCGGUUGCACAGCCGAAACGUAAUGAUGCCGACCAAGAGAAUCACAGAUUUAAACCAUCACCUGUUCCUGCACCACCGCGGCCUCCACGACGUGGCUCGCGAGUACAGGACGACGAGGAAGAAACGCGUCCCAAGAUGACCGGGACGAAUGAUGUCCCAAUGGUCAAUACAAGAUGGAUCAAGAAAGCGGACACGACAGUGCCCCCGCAUGUGGAGUCUUCUGAGCGAUCUCGCCUUCCGCCGCUCCAGACGAGCGCAUUAAACAACGCGACUCCCCGAGAGCCACAAGCUUCAGUGUCCGCCAACCGCUCUGAGGACGACCGAAUGGACGUGGAUGGUUGGAGGCAGGAUGUGAUACAAGAGAAAAGGAAAUAUGGAAACGCGGACCUCGAGAGGAAGCAGGAUAUAUGGAAGGAUUUUAUCAGAUUGUGCGACCGCGCCGUUCGAGCAAAAGUAGAUCUCGCGAAGGCAGAGGCAGAACGUCAAAACUGGAGAAGGGCACAGAAGUCUACUAACUAUUCCCGCAUCGGCGAAGCUGGCCGCAUUCGCCUGGAUGGACAUCGGACAGAGCUUGAGAAAGUUUGUGCUGGUCACUACGAUAAACUAUCGCAGGCGAUCAGUGAACUUGCGGAGGUUGGAGACAAGCUGAAAUCUGGCAUAGACUAUGAACAACGUUACGAUAUUGGAAACGAGGUGGCGCGCUACUCAAAUGAAGUCGGGGCUUGGUUAUCAGAUAUCCGCCCACUACUCAUUGCCAACACCACCGAACAGCCCAAAGAUACUAAUCAUCCUACUCCUCAUGAAGUUGAAUCACCUGAAGAACCACCAGCUAUUCCAGACAGUCUGGAUCCCUUGCGAUCUCGUCUGGACAAACAAGAGGAGCAACUCGAGGAACUGCGAACAGUGCUGACGCUCGAGUCUUCCAAUGAUCCUCUUGCUACUAUCAACAACACAAUUGACAAGAAGAUAGAUCUCUUGCGUAAAGAUCGAGCGGAGGCCAAGGCCCAACGCGCUAAGCUGCCUCCACCGAAGGUUGUCAUACCACCCGAGGCGACGGGCGCUAUAGAAGAUGUUUCUCGUAAGGCGGCGGAACUGAGCGCGGCUAUGGAAGCGCCUGUCAAUGACGUCGCAAAUUUACUCAUUCGUCAAAACGACAUACAGAAAACACAGGCUUCUUUCAAAACUGAGAACGAAGAACUCAGAAAUUUGAUAGUCAAGCUCACCGAGACGUCCGCUGCUAAUCAGAAACUGAUCCAAGAACAAACCGAAGCCAUUCAGCGUCUCAAGGUUUCACUCGAAGCAGCUUCUGAAUCACAACGCGCUCCUGCACCCCCUGCCGAACCCCCAGUCAAAGUCAUGUUCGACAACCUUCGUGCAGCAGUUGAUGAUGUGCUGCAUGGUAUUGUAUCGCGCGAAGUCGUUCCUACGAUAAAUAGAUUGCGCGACGAUUGCUGGAAAGAUAACCAGCACUUUCAUAAGGAGGUGUUUGAGAUAAUCUGGGAUAAAAUUGAGCCCAGCUUAAGGAUCGCCGAAGCUGUCAACCGAUGGGCGACAAGGUUAGAACUCCCUGCAUCCUGAUGCGUACCUCGUCAAGCCAUCCGUCCAUUCGUUAUCUACUUGCUUGUAAACAUCCAUCUUACCUGUUCAGCCUACACUAGUCGACAUUACUCUUGGAUUACUCCGUUACUUCCCUUA
Messenger RNA from Suillus plorans, 2650 nucleotides. RefSeq lists its product as uncharacterized. Gene Ontology annotation, molecular function: metal ion binding. Lineage: Eukaryota; Fungi; Basidiomycota; Agaricomycetes; Boletales; Suillaceae. The transcript is spliced from 7 exons. The coding region runs from base 224 to 2533 and encodes 769 amino acids. The record is from RefSeq and is a predicted model, not a curated record.